AUGGCCUCUCUUUCCCGCACUCUGCGAUCACUGUCACGAAAUGUCCCCUCGGCCCGCCUAUCAACCAAGCGUGUAGCUUCUUACCGCCCCGUUCAAAGUGCCUACGCCUUUUCAACCACACAGCGCCGAAAGGAUGCCGACAUCUCCGACCUUACCCCCACCCCGAUCAGCCAUCUAUCCGAAAUCGAAACCAUGAUGGCCGAUUCGGUCUCCAAGUUCGCCCAGGAGCAGAUCGGCCCGAAAGUGCGCGACAUGGAUGAAGCCGAGACUAUGGACCCAACCUUAGUGGAACAGCUCUUCGAGCAGGGAAUUAUGGGUAUUGAGAUUCCCGAGGAGUACGGUGGUGCUGGAAUGAACUUUACCGCUGCCAUCGUCGCGAUCGAGGAACUCGCCCGCGUGGACCCCAGUGUUAGUGUUAUGGUUGAUGUGCACAAUACCCUUGUCAACACCGCGAUCAUGCGGUAUGGUGAUGCCCGAUCUCAUCGUACUUGGCUACCCAAGCUGAGUACCGGGACUGUUGGCUCAUUCUGUCUUUCCGAGCCUGUCUCCGGCUCGGAUGCGUUUGCAUUGCAGACAAAGGCGGAGAAGACGGCGGACGGGUAUAAGAUUAAUGGGUCGAAGAUGUGGAUUACCAAUGCUAUGGAGUCUGGUAUUUUCAUUGUCUUCGCCAAUCUUAAUCCUAGCCAAGGCUAUAAGGGUAUCACCGCUUUCAUUGUUGAGAAGGGCACCCCCGGUUUCUCGAUUGCCAAGAAAGAGAAGAAGCUCGGUAUCCGCGCUAGCAGUACUUGCGUGCUGAACUUUGAUGAUGUUCUGAUUCCCAAGAGCAACCUUCUCGGUGAAGAAGGUCAAGGAUAUAAGUAUGCCAUUAACAUUUUGAAUGAGGGUCGUAUUGGUAUUGCUGCCCAGAUGACAGGUCUGGCGCUUGGUGCCUGGGAGAACGCUGCGAAGUAUGUCUGGAACGACCGCAAGCAGUUUGGUCAGUUGAUUGGUAACUUCCAGGGCAUGCAGCACCAGAUUGCGCAAGCAUACACUGAGAUCGCUGCCGCCCGCGCCCUUGUUUACAACGCAGCUCGCAAGAAGGAGGCCGGCCAGGAAUUCGUUCAAGAUGCCGCCAUGGCCAAGCUGUAUGCCUCACAGGUCGCCGGUCGCGUUGCAGGCUCUGCGGUUGAGUGGAUGGGUGGUAUGGGAUUCGUCCGUGAGGGAAUUGCGGAGAAGAUGUUCCGUGAUAGCAAGAUCGGUGCUAUCUAUGAGGGUACCAGUAACAUCCAGCUUACAACUAUCGCCAAGCUGCUGCAGAAGCAGUACACCAACUAG
This is a messenger RNA of Penicillium malachiteum, 1314 nucleotides long. Its product is annotated as acyl-CoA dehydrogenase. The coding region runs from base 1 to 1314 and encodes 437 amino acids. Gene Ontology annotation, cellular component: mitochondrion. The record is from RefSeq and is a predicted model, not a curated record. Lineage: Eukaryota; Fungi; Ascomycota; Eurotiomycetes; Eurotiales; Aspergillaceae. The transcript has 3 exons. Gene Ontology annotation, molecular function: flavin adenine dinucleotide binding; acyl-CoA dehydrogenase activity.